Leptinotarsa decemlineata (Colorado potato beetle) is the source of this 845-nucleotide messenger RNA. RefSeq lists its product as uncharacterized. Gene Ontology annotation, molecular function: RNA polymerase II cis-regulatory region sequence-specific DNA binding; protein binding; DNA-binding transcription factor activity, RNA polymerase II-specific. Lineage: Eukaryota; Metazoa; Arthropoda; Insecta; Coleoptera; Chrysomelidae. Gene Ontology annotation, biological process: regulation of transcription by RNA polymerase II. The record is from RefSeq and is a predicted model, not a curated record.
AUGUACUCCCUCUACCGAGCCUGGCUAUCGCUAGGCCCCUGCGGGGGCUUGCCCCCCUUGCCGCCCACCCUAGCGACACCUACGCCUAUGAAUCUGAGCGUACCGCCCCAAAUGCCGGCGGUACCAGACGUCGCUCUCCAAGUAGGACCCGGACUCACGCAGUUUUCCGCCCACAAGGCCGUUUUGGCCGCUCACAGUGGAUUCUUCAAAGCAGCCUUGUCAAAUCAUACAGGUAAAUACUGCGACGGUCCCGUCAAAUUCCACAGGGUCAUCAACAAAAACUACGGCGUGCCACCGCCCGCUUCGGACAAUUGCCAGCGAGAGGAGAUCAACAGGAACGCCGUGCUCAACAAAGUCAUGAACGAGAAUAUUCGCGAUCAGCUCGUCGACGAGAACGAAAAUCAAAACAGCGAACUAUUCACGUGCCUGUAUUGCAACCACACGUUCAAGUCGAAAUACUGCUACCAGAAACACGCUCGCCGGCACCUGAAUCCUGUCAACUUGGAGGCCAAAGGAGUGCCGAAAGAGGCCAAGAGAGAAGUGAAGCUGCUCGAUAUGAACGUGCAAUACUACCCGUGCAAAACGUGCGGGAGCAAAUUCCCCAGCUACUACUUCGUGCACAAGCACAGGAAAUUGUGUCACGCCGAAGAAAUGGCGGAUAAUGAUAAUAAGAAUAACGAAAUGGUGCCGGAGAAUGCGGAGAAUACGGACAGCAGUUGUAGCGCUAUUGACGUGGAGGCCGUAAAUUCCGAUAAAUAAUUUCGGUUAUGAAAUUCAAUUUUAAAUUUAAUGUACUAAUCAAUUAUAUUCCGAAUUAACGAAUUGACAUAUCAGAAAUGUGAAAG